Messenger RNA from Exophiala dermatitidis NIH/UT8656, 2609 nucleotides. RefSeq lists its product as uncharacterized. The record is from RefSeq and is a predicted model, not a curated record. The transcript has 3 exons. Lineage: Eukaryota; Fungi; Ascomycota; Eurotiomycetes; Chaetothyriales; Herpotrichiellaceae. Bases 156 to 2228 code for a protein of 690 amino acids.
UGUAACUUCAACAUCACUCGCAUCACAGAUCAGCACCACAGUCGUCGCGAAAGUCGCUCCAGCCUUAUAUGUGUACAUAUUGUACAGAGAUAUAUAUACUACCAAAGGAAUAAAUCAUUGUACGCGGAACGACUGGAAAAGAAUAGUGAACAAUCAUGGCGCCGCUCCGGUCCUCCCGCUCCACGAGGAACCAAGACCACAACGCGGCAGCCCGAAAUCGGGCGGGGGGUCUCGACCUCGACCCCACCGACGGGCUGCCCGUCCAGAAGUUCGAGCUCCGAACAGUCCGAGUGAGCCAAGAAGGCUCCUCGGACCACAACGACGGCGCCAACCAACCGGGCCAACAGAGUGGUAGUGACAUCUGGCGGGAACCGCCGUUGCCGUCUUUUUUCAAUCAACUGCCCCAACACUCACAGGCUCUUUUGAGGAGAGCCCGGAUGGGUAAUACCAACGUGACGCCAUCAGAAUGGGACCGGAAGACCAAUUCUUGGAUCCCAGGCAGUGAGGUCGAAGCCAGAAACUCUCGGCUCAAAUUGAAACACCUCUCGACUGUUCCCGACUCACCGAACUCCCAUGACGAGGACGACAACGCCGACGACAACGAUGACCUGCUCGAUGCUGAUGGUUUACCGCCAAAGAGGAGAAGACAAACUGCGGGCCUACAAGAAAGGUACUUGGAAGUCAAGAAAUGGGUGCCGAUUGAUCCUGCCCGUGCCGAGAAACUGCCCGAGCCCAAGUAUCUUGCGGAUCGCCGACCUGGCAUGCAAAGCCUCUACGGAGGUGCAUACAAAGCGACCAAUGGUUUUGGAACGUUGGGCGCGAAUCCCUUGGCCAGCUCUGACACUGUCAGCUACGAUCUGGGAGAAGGUGCAGGAUUAGGAAACGCCUCUGGUGUGCUCGGUUCCACUAGUAACGCACCACCAGCGCCUACACCGGUUCGACGAAACAUGCCUCCCAAGCGGAAGAAGAAGAAGCUCGGCGGCCCAGGGCGCAGAAAGGCAAAUCCCAUACCUCUUGGAGAAAAUACCCCUGCCACAGUGCCACAAGAUGCUACCAUGACUGGGACUGGGACUGGGACUGGUACUUCAGUGGGCGACAGUACUCCAGCAGCUACACAAGACGGCCAAGCAGAAACAAAUCCGGAUGGAGAUGCAGAAGGACCUGGAAGCGAGAGCGAAGGAGAGGGCAGUGAAGAGGGAGAAAUCGAGGAAAACACUCCAGCUCAGACGCAGACCCAAAUCAAGCCAGAUGAUGGUGCUGCAACACAACCACCAGUGGACUCUUCGGCAGACACAGCCCAGUCUCAACUACAACCACAACCUCAAACUGCAACAACUGCAAAUGAUCAGGCCCAAUCAGAGGUGACAGCACCAACUCCACAAGAGACUGGAACGCACCAGACCACAUCUGCCGAGUCAUUGCACGAUGUUUCUUCUUCUUCGACCUUGACCGCUAGACAACAAGCGGCGCAGGUAGACGAGGCAGUAUCUGACCCAGCACCACAAACACAAAAACAGCCAGAACCAACAUCCGAAAUUCCAGAUACGGACAUGGACAUGGCAAUACAGAAUUCUCCCCACCCCAUUGCUCCUCCUGAACAACAGCAUGCAAUCGCAACAUCAGACGAUACAGAAGCAGCCCUCCCCAAUGUCGAACCAGAAGCGGAACCCGAACUUGUCCUCGAACAACUUGACCGUCCAUCCAUCAUCUCCUCCGAUCCUCCUAUUCUGCAGGCUACACCGGUUAUCACUAGUACAACAGAGCCAGAGCCAACCUCCGAAACCGUCACCACAGAAGACGCCGUUGCGCCCAACUUUGAACACCCAGAGGAAGAAGCGCAGACAACAGCUCAUGAACCCGAACAAAAAUCGCUGGGAGAUGAAACCCUCAAUCAAGAUCAAGAUCCCGUCAAGGUGGUCGCAGAGACUACUAAUGUCGAUAUGGUGACCGCAUCUGCACCUCACGCUGCUGCGGGGAAUGAUAAUAUGACACAACAACAACCUGAGCAGGGAGAAACUCUAGGAGAAACUCAGACUCAACCACAAACUGAACCGCCGCAAUUGCCAUUGCAAUCGAGCGGAGAUCAUCAAGGUGAAGAAGCAGAACAAGCACCACACCAACUUCAACCAGAACAAGCACAAAUACAAACACAGGAAGCUGGUAGUGGAGAAGUCGAUUUACUCGGUGGCUUGGAGGCUGCUGUGGAGAAGGAACAUAGGGCCUUGUAGGCCGAGCUUCAGUUCACGCAGAGGUGGAGAGAUAUCAUGGUCCGGAGGAGAUGGAACAUGGGAGCUCUAUGCCUCCUUCGUGUUCAGCAGGGUGCAAGGUGUCCUCUCGUGCGUCAAGAACAGGGCACAACAUAGGGGUGCAUCCGGAUACAUAGGUUCAAGUCCAGACCUCGGGAGAGCAAGCUCAUGGAGAUACGAAGGGAUACCCGGAUUGUACAUUAUUGAGAGCACGGAAUUGCUGCACUUUAUGGAAGGGGGAUCAUUACUAGCAUUGCUGUCAAUGAGUCGCGAUGGUACAUAGCUUCUCGUGCUGAGGUUGUCUCCCGUUCAGCACAGACAGCUAGAGGACGAAAAUCAACCAAGUAUUGACCCAUCAUGAAA